Messenger RNA from Dimorphilus gyrociliatus, 949 nucleotides. The record is from the annotation of a GenBank genome assembly. NCBI's taxonomy places the organism in Eukaryota, Metazoa, Annelida, Polychaeta, Dinophilidae.
ACUUCCGGUUUCAUUCCUUUCUGAUCCUCUUCGAGAUACUUCAAAUUUGAAAAAUAUGUCGUCAGCUUUGGGUUUAAAUGAAGGUCACCAGUCCACUGUUCUUAAUUAUAUGCGAUUUGCUCGAUAUCAACGCGGUCAAAGACUCAGAGGUAUUGAUGCUUCUUUCAAAGAGUUGAAAGACAGCAGGUUGUGCGAAGACACCUUUACAGUGGACGAAGUCGAGGACAUGCUGGAUGGCUUAUUGGUUGUUAUUAGAGGAGAGAUGGAAUCGGAACUCCUGAACACUGCUCACACAAACGUCCUUCUUCUUCGACAGCUAUUCCAACAAGCAGAGAAAUGGCAUUUGAAAUUACAGGCUGAUAUUUCCGAACUAGAAAAUAGAGAAUUGCUCGAACAAAUAAAGGAAUUUGAAGAACAGCAGUUCUCUGGAGUGAAGAAAGACGCAGAAUUUAAAUUGCAGCCAUUAAAUGAAAGUAGCUCAAGUAAUUUAUUACAAGCGGAAAUUAACCGACUAAGAGAUGAAAACGAUACCUUACGACAGAGAUUAAAGCAAGCUGAAAGUCAAGCUAUGGAUGCAGGCAGAGAUCGAAACAAAUUGAAAAGUGAACUAGAAAACGCCAGAUCCAAUUUAUCGAGUUCAUCACGUGAUAGACGAAGUAUUGAUGAUGGCGAAUUUGAUGAACUUCAGAGAAAAAUGAAGGGAUUGAAAUCGGAACUGGACCAUACAAAAAUGUCGUCAAGAGAAACGGCAGAAUCACUGGGUAGUGAUUUAACCAAAGCGAAGCAUGAGCUAUUGAAAAUUAGAGCAGAUUUAGAACUGGCAGAAAAGCAAUUAGAAAAGAAGGUUUCGCAAACGGCACCAUUUAAAAAUUUGAAGCAGAUGCUGCAGAAAAAGAACGACCAAAUAAAAGAAUUAAGACGAAGACUAGGAGACGAUGAUGACUAUUAA